This is a messenger RNA of Porites lobata, 146 nucleotides long. The record is from the annotation of a GenBank genome assembly. NCBI's taxonomy places the organism in Eukaryota, Metazoa, Cnidaria, Anthozoa, Scleractinia, Poritidae.
AUGUUAUCGAACUUGGGUCGGCAAGAUCUUGAGACACGUAGGAAGAUCGCCGAUUUGACAAUGUUUUUUAAGAUAGAGAUAGGAAAUGUACGGAUAUCUUUCCCAAACGACCUACGCGAGGUGCACUGUCCAUACUUGACCCGAGA